Messenger RNA from Elephantulus edwardii (Cape elephant shrew), 3120 nucleotides. It is a transcript of the gene CEP112, whose product is annotated as centrosomal protein 112kDa. The coding region runs from base 1 to 3120 and encodes 1039 amino acids. NCBI's taxonomy places the organism in Eukaryota, Metazoa, Chordata, Mammalia, Macroscelidea, Macroscelididae. The transcript has 28 exons. The record is from RefSeq and is a predicted model, not a curated record.
AUGACCACAAGUGCGUGCUCUGGGACUAUCAUUCUUCUCAAUAUUCUGGAAAUGGGAAGUGAAGAAGAAAAGUGGGAGAAGCUGGAUGCAGAAUUUGAUCAUUUUGUUGUUGACAUGAAGCCCUUUGUUCUAAAGUUAUCCCACAGGUCAGAACGUCAGAGGUGUGCUCUUUGGAUUAAAAAACUGUGCGAGCCUUCAGGCACAGGUAUAGGAAUAAUGGGCCGGAAGAAUCGGAACCUCUAUGCAAAAUUGUUACUGCACAUGCUCAAGCGAGGAGUGCUCGAAGGCCCCUUCGCACAUCGGCCCCAGCCAGGGACGCUCAGAACUUUACCCUCCUACAUGUCCAUCUAUUUUGAUGAGCCGAAUUCUGCACAAAAAAAAUGUCCAAGUCCAGAGGGAUUACCGGACUGGGUCAUGGGUGAGCUGGGCACAAGUGACCACAAAUCAGAUGAAUCAUGGAAACUGUCUUCUGGAGAGGCCAGUGCUUUGGUGCAGUCGCCGCCAGCUGAAGGCCACAGGCAAAUGGAGGCCAAUUGUUGGACCUUGGAUGACCGCUUACAAGCUUUUAAGACCAGAAGAGCACUUCUUCGGCUGGUAUACCAGGCUGCCUCCUCCCGCGCUGUGUUGUUGGAAGUUCAUUUGAAAAAAUCUUCUAUUUCUUUGGAUGACAAUGACAUUGAAGCUCGCCUUAAUAGUUGGAAUCUUGGGAUAGAAAAUCCUCGCUACCUGAGACAGAAGCCUGUUCCAGUUUCUCUGAUGACACCCAAAUUCAGCCUAAGAAAAUCCAGCAGUUUUUCCAGCAGUUUGCAUGAUGAUCAUAUACUUUCUCGAAUGCAUGAGAAAGAGUUGGAUAUGAAGACAAAAUUAGUGGAAGCUAAAUUUCAUGAGGAGAAGUUGAAGCUACAGCAGAAGCAUGACGCUGAUGUGCAGAAGAUUUUAGACAGAAAGAAUCAUGAACUAGAAGAAUUGAAGUCUUUAUACAAGCAAAAACAGAACGAAACUGAGGAGACUAUUAGGAAACUUGAAAAGAAAGUUCAGACCCUUAUACGUGAUUGCCAGGUUAUCAGAGAGACUAAAGAAAACCAGAUUACAGAGCUGAAAAGAAUGUGUGAACAAAGUGCAGAAUCCCUGAAUAAUGAUUGGGAGAAAAAGCUUCACAGUGCGGUAGCAGAAAUGGAAAAGGAAAAGUUUGAUCUUCAGAAGAAGCACACAGAAAAUAUUCAAGAAUUGCUUGAGGACACAAAUGUACGUCUGAACAAGAUGGAAAAUGAAUACAUUGCACAAACACAGGCCACAAACCAGAUGGUCAAAGAGUUGGAGGCCCGAGUCCAGCAACUGACUGGAGAAGUAGAGAACAGUAAUUUACAGAGACAGAAAUUAAUUCAGGAGAAAAUAGAACUUGAGAGAUGUUACCAGAUAACGUGCAGUGAAUUACAAGAAGUCAAGUCGAGGCGUAACACACUGCAUAAAGAGAAGGAGCGUCUUAUAAAUGAUUAUGAACAAAACAUGAAGCUGUUACAAACCAAAUUUGAUGCUGAUAUAAACCUUCUGAAGCAGGAGCAAGCUCUUUCAGCUUCAAAGGCAUCUGCUUUGAUUCAAGAAUUAGAAAAGACUGUCUCUUUAUUAAAAGAGCAAUUACAGGAUUCGGAAUAUCAAAGAAUGCAGCAACUAAAGGAUCAAGAAGAUAAAUUUCAAAUGGAGAAAAAGAAUUUAAAACAUACCUGUGAAAAAAAGGUUCGUGACUUGGAGGACGAACUUGACAAAGAGAAAGAAGAUGCUCAAAAGAAAAUUCGAAAAUUUGAGGAGGCUUUGAAGGAGAAGGAGGAACAGCUCGCUCGCGUCACUGAAGUACAGAGGCUGCAGGCCCAACAGGCAGAUGCUGCGCUGGAAGAGUUUAAGCGGCAGGUGGAGCUGAACUCGGAGAAGGUCUACGCAGAAAUGAAAGAGCAGAUGGAGAAAGUAGAAGCCGAUCUGAGUAGAUCUAAGUCUCUUCGUGAGAAACAGUCAAAAGACUUUCUCUGGCAGUUGGAUGACGUCAAAAAACGAUAUGAACAGCAGAUAGUAGAGCUGAAGCUGGUGCAUGAACAGGAGAAGACGCACCUAUUACAGCAGCAUAACGCAGAGAGGGACAGCCUAGUCCGAGACCAUGAUCGGGAAAUGGAAAACCUGGAAAAACAGCUUCGCGCUGCCAACAUGGAGCACGAAAAUCAAAUUCAAGAGUUCAAGAAACGAGAUGCACAGGUCAUUGCUGACAUGGAGAACCAAAUGCACAAGCUGAGAGAAGAGCUGAUUAAUGUCAACUCGCAGAGGAAACAGCAGCUCGUGGAGCUUGGUCUCCUUCGAGAAGAGGAGAAGCAGAGAGCUGCGAGAGACCACGAGACCACUGUGAACAAACUGAAAGCCGAGUCCGAGAAGAUGAAGAUAGAGCUGAAGAAGACUCAUGCUGCUGAGACGGAGUUGACACUGGAAAAGGCCAACAGCAAACUGAAGCAGAUUGAGAAGGAAUACACGCAGAAGCUUGCCAAAUCUACCCAGAUCAUAGCCGAACUUCAGGCAACCGUUUCCGCUCUGAAAGAAGAGAACAGCCGGCAGCAGCUUGCUACAGAAAGGCGGCUCCAGGAUGUUACACAGAAGUUUGAAGAUGAGAAGAAGCAGCUGAUUAGAGAUAAUGACCGAGCAAUCAAGGCUCUGCAGGAUGAAUUGGAUGCCCGGUCCAAUCAGGUGCGAAAUGCAGAAAAGAAGCUGCAGCACCGGGAACUGGAGUCACAGGAGCAGAUAACUUACAUCCGACAAGAAUAUGAAAUGAAAUUCAAGGGGUUGAUGCCAGCAUCUCUAAGACAAGAACUGGAAGACACUAUUUCCUCCCUGAAGUCUCAGGUGAACUUUCUGCAGAAGAGAGCCUCCGUCCUUCAGGAAGAGCUGACCACAUACCAAAGCAGAAGGGCGUAUGGUUUUAGUUUGGGAUCUUCACAAAAGCAGCUCAUCACAUCCAUCUGCAGAAUUGCUGGUGGGUUCAUGCAGCCCGGCGUUUUAGCCCGUGUUACCAGGGCUGCUUCCCUUGAAUUGGAGCAAGACUUUGACCUUGGCAGACCUGUUAAACCUGCCGGAAGUGGUAACUGA